AUGGUCACCCAGGACGGACCGGAGCAUUGCAGCGGCGAGGGGUUUGCCUCCUUGUGCUGUCGGGGGUCCCUCAUCCCACAGGCCCUCACCUCCUGUGCUGCCCCUGGGCAGCCUGGCCUCGGAGGGUCAACACCUGAGGGCCCGAGGGGCAUCCAUGCCCCCUCCUCCUUCCCUCCAGCCAAAGGUGGGGGGGCAAAGCGCAGGGAAGAAAACACCAGGAGAAAACCAGAGAGCUCUCGGUUCUCUUUUAAGAGCCCUGAUGGCCGCAGCCCAGAGCCCGAGGGGAGGGAAAAUGUCGGGAAAGAUUCCCUUCCGAACUUUGCGAGUCUUUGUUUGGGAGGCUGGGGGCUGACUUCGCCGGGCCGGGCCGGGCCGCGGGCUCGGCCGUGCGCUCCGGUGCAGCGGCCGAGGAGCCCUGGCGCCCGCCACCCCGGGACACGCCCUCGCAGUCGAGCCCGGACCCCGACCCGGACCCCAGCGCCGCCGGGCGAGGGCGGGAGGGGUAGCGCUUACCAGAUCGUCCCGAGCGCGCCGCGGUCCAGGCGGGCACAGCGCAGGGUCAAGUUCACGUCCGGCCCGCGGGCUGCCCGAGGUCCCCGGGCGCGGCUGGGGCGGCGGGAGGCGCGGGAGGCCGAGGUCCGGGUGGCCGCCGCGGCCGCCCCCGAAUUGCUGCUGUCACCCCGGCCGCGCCCCCCAACUUUCUGCACAGUCGCGGAGCUGGAAGUUUCCGGGCUUCGCGGACACGCUGGGCUGGGUUUCAGCCGUGGCUCCGAGGUAAACAAGCAAGUUCCACGCCCCAGUCCUGCUGGGGCCUUCGCCAGCCACCGCUCUGGGCUCCUCUCCCGGCGCCUCCUCGGGGCACCUGAGUGUUUUAAGCCCACUGCCAAGUGUUCUGGACACAGGUUUUUUUGCGGGGUGGUGAGGUUGGGCACAAGAUGCUUCCUAAAAGGUUGUUGGCACGCAGACCAUGGCCCCAGUGACGGAGCGGCAGGCAGGGGCUUGGAGGAACACGCUGUCUUUGUCUCGUCCCCAAAGCACCCGGCCGUGGGUCACCCGUGAUCCCUGGAGUGGAGGGACUGUUGUGACCCCCUGGUGCUCCAGGAGAAGGGGUUCCAUGCUGGGUCCCGGGCCCAGGCCCACGGUGCCCUCAGCCCGCAGUUCUCCACCUUGCGGAAUGAUUUGCUGGCCCGGCCCAGCUCCCCGGCACCACCAUUUUCUGCCCUCUUUUCCCUGCCUGGCUUCAAACCCUCCCAGGCCAGGGUCCUGAGGAGACACCUGGGCUGGGGGAGGCAACUGAGUGGCCCCAGGCCUGGGAAUCUGCAAAAGUGUCCAAGCCACAUCUCUCGAGACUGCAAGGGCCCUGGAGGCGCUGGGAGGCACAGAUCUGGCUGCCAGCUGGGCCUGAGGCCUCCCUUUGUCCGUCCUUCCUGUCCUUCCUCACCAGGCGUGUUUAUGGAGAAGACACUCCGGGCCAGGCCAGCUCCUCCAGAGCACUAUUUCAGGCUGGGGAGAAUGCGGAUUUUUUUUUUCUUGUUUUUUAAAGAAAAAUGAACAAGGAGCCUGGUUGGGGAUUGGGGUGGGAGGAAUAUUUGUCUUUUGUCCCACAAACGUGUGUGAUGCUCCAAAGGGCUGGAGAACCUCUCUCUUAAGUGGAUAGUUUUCCCCUCAAACGACUUCUCAGACAUGAUCCUCUCUGAGGUUGGUCCUGGGCUUCCAUAUGUGAUUCAUGGAAGAGGUCUCAGCCCCAAGAGCCCCUGAGGGUACCGUCCACUCCCCCUGGAAACUUCCAGAACCUGACGUGGGGCUGAAGACAUAGAGGUAAUGGGGUUGGGCUGGUGGGGCGCUGGCUGGGACAAUGUGUGGAGCCCUUGUUUUCAGAGCUACAGAUGCUUGUCAGCUGACAGUUCGUUUCCAGCAUCCACGGUGGACCUCCUUUGGGGGAACAUUUACCGGCCAAUGAACCCCAAGAUCCUUUCUCAGAGGCGGCGGGAUGAAGUUUUCCUUUUUUUUUUUUUUUUUAGUUAAUAUAUUUUAUUUAAACCAAUAUAUCCAAAAUAUUAUCAGUUCAACAUAUGAUCAAGAUAAAGAUUAACGAGAUACUUUACAUUUUCAUACUAAAUCUUUUUUUAAAUUUUUGUGAGUACAUAGGUAUAAACAUUUAGGGAUGAAGUUUCUUACUGUGUUUUCCCAGUAACAAGCACUGGCAUCAGCUGUCAUGAUUUCUCCCCAAGGCCUAGGAUGGUCAGCCUCGCACGCUCCACAGCAGAGUGACUGAAGCUCUAUCGAGGUGUGGCACGAGCGUGUUGUCAUUUCAAGAGAAUCUGCAGCCUCCCUGGUUUUUAAUGAAAGCUCCUAUGCAGGGCCUGGCCCUUUCCUGGGGAGGGAAGCCUGGCUGUGUCUCCCGCUGCAUCCUCACUGGGAACUUCAUUCCUGAGCUGCGACCGCUAUUUUUUGGAUUGGAAAAUGCCUUGGGAACGGCUCAUCUUCCUGUGGCUUGAGCCCAUUUGUUUUCUGACUGGUGGUCACUGGUGAUUAGAGUGUGUCCCAAAGGGAGCUGUCACCUUAGUUCUAUCAUACGCUAUCAAUAACUUGUCCAGGGCUGACUUUGUGGCUGUGUGGCCUGCCCAGUGGUAGAGGGCCGGUGUGCAGAAGGGCCCCACACUCAAUGUUUGGCUGUCCCCGAUCUUAAAAUUCUUAGUCAUUCUUGAAAAAGUGAACCCAUAUUUUCAUUUUGUUCCAGGCUCUGAGAGUUACAUAAUUGAUUCUGACUUUGGCUGUUGGUCAACAGUGUCAUAAGGUAAAAUAAGGCUGUUGUAGAAUCUGCUCAGCCAGGGAGGGGAAAGGAGUCGGCAAUCAGGUCUCCUCCUGGGCACCUUUGUGAGGCCAGCUGGCGAGAGUGGGGGGUGACACUGAGGUCCCAGCAGCUCCAAAUGCAGGCAGAGCCCUGUCCUCAGAGAAGGUCACAGCCUAGCCAAGCCCAGCCAGGUGGAUGGGCCCACGGAACGCACAGGAACCUGGAACGGAGGUUGAAAGCAGGAAGCACAGUCUGUGACUCCCCAGCCCACUCUGCAUUCGACCACUUGGGGCCCAGAAGCUUCAGGAAAGGUGCACAAGGUCACUGGGUCCCAGUACGCCAAACAGGAAGGUCUGGUCCAGGGACAGGGCUCUUCCCGACUCCCCUUAGCCACGCGCACCAGAAGUUCUGCAGUGCCCAGUGGGCAUAGCAGUCCCCAAGAAUGACCCAGCACUGAAGCUGAGCCAAAGAACUUGGGGAGCGAGCCACACCCCCUCACUCCCUCUUCAUCUGCUCCAGACUUGCCAGGAAGUUGCUUUUCGUGGGAACCGGGAUGUCCUCACCACCCUGUCCAGGGCUCAGCUCCAUGUCCCUGGCCUGCUACAGCUGGAAAAAAAAAAAAAAAGAGAUAUGUUUGUUUUUAUUUGUUUAUAAAAAGAAAAGUGUUAUAUAUAUAACAUAUUAUACCUCAUGAAUACAUACAAUUAUUUGUCAAUUAACAAUAAAGAAAAAUAUAGCAAGCAAAAAAGACUCCUCUUCCACAAAAAUAGUGUUCAUUACAGAAAAGUACAAAAAAAAAAACAAAACUAAGAGGAUAUUUAGAAUUAAGAAAAAACUAAGAGGAUAUUUAGAAUUAAGAAAAAACUAAGAGAGUAUUUACAAUUAAAAAAUAAAAAGAAAACAGUUACCCAUGAGGUAAUUACUGAGUGCAUUUGGUUGAAAGUCCUUCUGCUAUAUUUUCCAAACUGUAUGUGUAUAUAUGUGCGCAUGCAUAUGUGUGUGUGUACACAUAUCUAUAUGAAUGGACUAUAUCGUAAGUUAUAAAUGCAUACAUAUAUUCAUGUAUAUAUAAUCAUUAGAUCAUACUAUAGGUUAUUUUACAGUCUUUUUGUUGAAUACGUUGUGAGCAUUUUAUGUCAUUAUUAUUUUCUACAAGAUUUGAAAAAUAAAGUAUAAAUACCAGUUAA
Gorilla gorilla gorilla (western lowland gorilla) is the source of this 3981-nucleotide messenger RNA. RefSeq names its product collagen alpha-1(I) chain-like. The coding region runs from base 1 to 1059 and encodes 352 amino acids. NCBI's taxonomy places the organism in Eukaryota, Metazoa, Chordata, Mammalia, Primates, Hominidae. The record is from RefSeq and is a predicted model, not a curated record. The transcript is spliced from 4 exons.